Micropterus salmoides (largemouth bass) is the source of this 1689-nucleotide messenger RNA. RefSeq names its product CD209 antigen-like protein E. The transcript has 6 exons. The coding region runs from base 48 to 872 and encodes 274 amino acids. Lineage: Eukaryota; Metazoa; Chordata; Actinopteri; Centrarchiformes; Centrarchidae. The record is from RefSeq and is a predicted model, not a curated record.
CUCUCCAGACUUAGGACCAAACUGAACUGUCAGUACAGCUGAACAUCAUGGAUCAACUGGAUAUCUAUGCUAAUGUAGAGAGACCAUCAGCAAAUCCUGGCAAAAAGAAGAGUUUAGAAAUUUUUUCAGAAAGUAUUUAUUCAAAUAAAGACAACAUCCACACUCAGCCAAACAGAACUGGACCUGCAAUCUCAGGUGCUGGAGGUAAAAGAGUAAAUAAGAGUUCCUGCAGUGCUGCUGCAGUGUUUCUGGGUCUGCUGUGUCUUCUCCUCCUGACUGGACUCAUAACUCUGGUUUUCCUGUUCACCAAAGGCAAGUCUGAGUGGGAAAUGGAGAUGGUCCUGUUACACACCAGUUACAACAACUUGACCAAAGAACUAGACCAGCUUCAGACCAGUUACAACAACCUGACUAAAGAGCAAGACCGCCUCCAACAAAGAGUUGAAAACAUAACCAUGGAGACAAAUGAUCUUCAGAAAAAUCUUCAAGAUUGUGACCAACUAGGAUGGGUGUAUUUCAACAUGAGUUUCUAUUACAUUUCUUUACUGAAGAAGUCCUGGCAAGACAGUAGAGAUGACUGUCUGCAAAGAGGGGCAGACCUGGUGAUUAUCAACAGCAAAGAAGAACAGAAUUUUUCAAGUCAAUUCAAGAGGCUCACAUGGAUUGGACUGACCAACAAAGUUAAAGAGGUGACAUGGAAAUGGGUGGAUGGGACUUUGCCGACCACAAGCUUCUGGGCCAAAGGUCAGCCAGGUGGUGGAAAAGAUAGAAACUGCACAAAAAUAAUAAGCUCCAAUUUGGACAACAACUGGAAUGAUGAAUCGUGUAAUCUUCAAAACUUCUGGAUCUGUGAGAAGAGACUGCCUGUAUAACUCAGCAUCCAAACCUACAAGACAACACUAACAUAAUGCUAAGCAAGCUGCUGUAUAAACAAAGUGUCUCAUUAACAAACAUAACUGUAGAAAUAUUCAGCUUGGUUCACUGCUUUGAAUGUAAAGACUGAUAUGUAUUUGUGUUGCUGGCUGAGCUAGACUCACCUUAUUGUGAUCCUGUGACCUCACCAUGAUCUGCAACCUUUUCAUCACAAGCCUAUGAGCUGCUGCUGAAGUUACAUCCAAUUGGACCCUUCUGCAGUAAACAAUUAAUAUCCAAUGCCAAUAUCUAGUGCCAAUGCAGAAAACAUUGUGCUCUUUAGAUAGUGAGGUGUAAAGUGAGUAUAUGUGGGGAGGUCGGGGUGGUGGAUGGGUUGUAACGCGUCUGACAUUCAUGCUGGUGACCAGAGUCCUGUCCCGUCACAGGCACUCAAUUAAUGUUCACUAAAAAACUAAUCACCAACUUGUUUCAUAACAUUAACCUUGCCUCCCUGAUGUACUGACAAAUGAUGGGAAAACAUCUGCUUAAUGCUUUUCUUUGUUACAGUCAAACAUAAAGUAUGAUAGUAUAAAUAUAAAGUGUUUUCUAUAACUGUGUGAGUAUUUCUGUAAAUAGUCCAUCUUGAAGAGCAUCUAGUAGUCACAUUUUAUUCUUUAUUUCCCAAAUUCAUAUUCAAUUUUAACUCUGAUCUUAACUGAUUUUUCUGUGAUUAACUGCUUUCAGUUCAUUUAUGUCAGUUACGCAACAGUCUUAGUUUUGUUUUUUAGAGAUGUUUUGAUGAAUCUUGUCUGCUCAUUAAAGGAACUUGGAAAAUAA